GCUCCAUCGCUGCGUAUCGCUGCUCUCCCCGCUUUCGUGCCCACUCGCUGUGAUACUUUCAGGGUACUCCUACGCUCGUCGGCUGAUACGGUAUUGCAAGUAAGCAGAAAAGAAGCAGGUUCACAGCAUGUCGUCCCCGUUCUCGAUAAACGGCGGUGCCUGCGUGGCCAUGGUCGGCAAGGACUGCGUGGCCAUUGCGUGCGACCUGCGACUCGGCAUGCAGGCGCUGACGGUGUCCAACAACUUCCCCAAGGUGUUCCAGUACGGCGACGUCUUCCUGGGGCUGACGGGGCUGGCGACCGACGUGGCCACGGUGUCGGACCUGUUCCGCUACAAAGUCAACAUGUACCGGCUGCGCGAGGAGCGCAACAUCUCGCCGCAGACCAUGGCCAACCUCGUCUCGUCGUCGCUGUACGAGAAGCGCUUCGGCCCGUACUUUGUCAGCCCCGUGAUCGCCGGCAUCAACCAGACAACGGGGAAGCCGUUCAUCUGCGGCUUCGACAGCAUCGGCUGCAUCGACUUUGCCAAGGACUUCAUCGUCAGCGGCACCGCCAGCGACCAGCUGUUCGGCACAUGCGAGGGCCUGUGGGAGCCGGAUCUGGGCCCAGAGGACCUCUUCGAGACGGUCUCGCAAGCGCUGCUCAACGCCGUCGACCGCGACGCGCUGUCCGGCUGGGGCGCGCACGUCUACAUCAUCGAGAAGGACAAGGUCACCAAGCGGUUACUGAAGGGCAGGCAGGACUGAGCGGGCGUGGUGCGGUGGCUACGACUGAUACGACUGGGGCCGCGCGGGUGCGAUGGCACGCCGGCGUCGAGCUUCACAUUACGACAUGACUGCAUGGUACGGUAUCGCAUAUGCUGUGCGUGCACAGGGUAGAGAUCAAUGAGAAGUCUGCUACUCAUGAGGUGUGUGAUGUGCGUGAGCGAGUGUAAAGCGACGUGAAGCCAGCGUGCAACUGCAAUGUCUUGAAAUGUUCUGUUCAAUCUAUUCAUCGG
Molecule: messenger RNA, 996 nt
Organism: Boeremia exigua
Lineage: Eukaryota; Fungi; Ascomycota; Dothideomycetes; Pleosporales; Didymellaceae
Product: proteasome subunit beta type-3
Exons: 4
Coding region: 128-745 (205 amino acids)
Biological process (GO): proteasome-mediated ubiquitin-dependent protein catabolic process
Cellular component (GO): proteasome core complex, beta-subunit complex; proteasome core complex
Source: RefSeq, a predicted model, not a curated record